Molecule: messenger RNA, 3573 nt
Organism: Zootermopsis nevadensis
Lineage: Eukaryota; Metazoa; Arthropoda; Insecta; Blattodea; Termopsidae
Product: protein zyg-11 homolog B
Cellular component (GO): Cul2-RING ubiquitin ligase complex
Source: RefSeq, a predicted model, not a curated record
AUCUUUGGUGCCAGAACAAGCAUGGUAGCAUUUAGUUGUGGCUAGAGUGUUCUUAGACCUAAAACGUGUAUAAUUGAGAAGACGUGCGUUUUUAUCAAAAUUUCGUUGUCGAUUUUCUGUUUUUUAUCUUCGCUAAUUAUAUAUUGUUUUACAAAAAUGCUGUUGCAGCGGAAUUUAUCAUAACAGUUUAGUGGUUAGGUUUUGAAUCAUUCAUGGAUUGAGAAGGAAGAUAUGAAGGCAAGUCUUACAGUCUUGCUGUAGAAUUGCUGAGAACAUCAGGAUGUUUUAAAGCCCUGAACUAUGAGAUUAGAAAACGUAAAUUAAUAUCUGUCUGGGGCUUAAUUAAAGUGACGAUAUUUAGCUGUAACUUAAGAAACAAUUCCACAAAAUGUAUGAUUCUCCAAGAUCACUACAAGAAGCCUGUGUGGACUUCAUAUGUGAAAAUAUAGAAGCAUUGUGUGAGGUUACACCAGUGUUUCAACAGUCAGAAUAUCCGUGUUUAGUCUCAGGUAGCCGCCUCACAUUCAAGGAGGGUGAAGUGUAUUUUCAUACUGAGUUAUCAGAGAAGUUGCUGACGGCACUGAGUGAGAAGGGUAGACUCUCUGAUUUGACAAUGACAUUAUUUGAUUCCAGCACCUCCAGACUCAGGCAUGUGCAGUUACGGAAUGCACGCAUGCUCACAGCCAGAGGAUUACGUGUCCUGAAGGGACACAAGAUCCUGCACCUGGAGGCUACAGGGAUGAAGGUGACUGUGAAUGACCUAAUUGGUUGUCUUGGAGAAUGGACUAUGCAAAACCUGCGUUCCCUUAAUGUAGCUCGUAGUACUUUUAUGGAUGGAUCCAGGUACUGUGUUGUGGUAGCACUGUCUAAACUACGCAGUCUGCACAGCCUGAAUGUGAGCUGUACAGAAUUCAACAGGCAUGGACUGGAGAUUAUAGCUGAGGAUCUUCCACAACUUGAGAGUUUGGAUAUUUCAUGUACUAGGGUAGACGACAUAAGCCCGUUACGCAAGUGUCGUGAUCGUCUCAAGUCUCUCACUAUGUAUAACCUUAAAGUUUCAGCAGUUGAGAAUGUGGUGCCUGUCCUCAUAGAACUGCAUCAGCUUCGAGUGCUGGAUAUAUCUGAUGAGAAGGAAGCACACCCAUUUGAUAUGUUACAGCCAUCACGGACACACAUUGCUGAGUUCCUCAAGGUAGAAGUCUCUAUGAGGCAUCUCACUAUUUUAGAUAUCUCUGGAAAAGAUGAAAUCAGCAUAUCAACUCUCAGGAGUUUCUUAGAAUGUCACAGACAGCUGACAUUUUUGGGGUUGAUUCAUUCUGAGGCAUGCUAUGAUGAAAUCUUUGUGAAUCCUCAUCAUCCAGAUUUCAACCCUAAUCUUGUGGUAACUGGUAUUGCCACUGAGAGUCAACUGUUGGAAGCCCUGCAACGUUACACUCAUCGGCCAAUCUACAUACAAAAAUGUUUGUAUAAUCUAUUCAGAUUGACACCCAACUUUGGUGAUGCCCGUGUGGAUGUUAUUCAGUUAGUUCUGACUGGAAUGCAGGCACACCCUGGGCUCUUUGGUGUACAGAUGGCAGCUACAGCUUGCUUAUAUAACCUGACAAAAGGGGAGUUGGCCCAAAAAAUUCAUCCCAAGAUUCUGAAACAGAUUGUAGAACUCACACUCACUGUAAUGGAGAACUUUCCAAAUCAUUACCAGCUUCAGAAGAAUACUUUACUCACACUGUGCAGUGACAGGAUACUGCAGGAUGUGGCAUUUGAUAAAUACCGCUGUGCUCGAUUGGUUAUGGAUUGUCUGUGUGCCUUUGAUGAUCCUUCCAUGAUUCGCAUGAGUGUUGCAAUUUGCAGCAUUCUUGCGGCAAAAAUCUCAACAAGCGAGACAUCACUGCUUGGGUCACAACAACAGUAUAUGCGCAAGCUUCUGUCUAUUGUCAGAUCCAAGAUGCAGACGGGCAGUGUGGACAUAACUAUUAAAUUCACACUUAGUGCACUGUGGAAUUUGACAGAUGAGUCUCCCACAACAUGUAGUGUUUUUUUAGAGGAAGGAGGCAUGCAUUUGUUCUUGGAAGUGUUGAUGACAUUUCAGGAUGAAUGUACAAUAGAAACAAAGGUGUUAGGCCUCAUAAAUAAUAUAGCAGAAGUAUCAAAGUUGCGGCCACAUCUGAUGGUGCCAGAAUUUAUGACCAGGCUGAGGAUUCUGCUUCAUUCUUGCCACAUCGAUGUGAGCUAUUUUGCUGCGGGCAUCAUUGCACAUAUAGCGAGUGAUGGUGCUGUCAGUUGGGUGGUUGAUGUAGUAACAAGGCAACAGCUGUUACAGGAGUUGGGUGAAGUGGUUGUAAACUGGGAGACACCAGAGGGUGAGAUGGUUGCAUAUCGUUCAUUUCGACCAUUCUUUCCACUGCUGACUUUUCAUGGGGCUUUCCAGGUGCAGUUAUGGGCAGUUUGGGCCAUUCAGCAUGUCUGUACUAAAAAUGCAAAGCGGUACUGCCCAAUGCUGAUGGAAGGAGGAGGCAGUCUGAUCCUACACCAUCUGCAUGACAAUACUGAGGUGAAUCCCAAUGUCAGAGCCAUUUGUCAAAGUAUCCUUGAUGUCCUGGCAGCACAGCAGUAUAGUCCAGAAUUCUUGUAGCAAUGGAUAACGUAAUAUUUACACCUAGUGUGGAAGAGUGAAUCAUUACAUAGAAUGUCACCAUGUUUGUAAUACGUAUUACUAAAAUGUGAUUCAGAUAAUACAGAUAUCAUAAAAGUGAACAUGAAAUGUGUUUAAACUGGGAGUGAAAUAUGAACCUUAUUCAGUAAAUCAGUGUCAGAUACAAAAAUGGUAGGGUUCAAUUAAAUAUGAAAAUAAUAUGAUUGUGGCAUGGUUCCAACAGCAUAUUGAAUUUUAACCAAGUAAGCUAUAGCAGUGAUAUGAUAAAAAGUGUGGUAUGUAUGUAUACUUUGUUAGGGCUGCUUUGAAUUUAAAUUAUUUCUUGCUAUAGUAUUGUUUCAUUCUGAUGAUUCUAAACUUCUGUGUAAUUGUUAUGAUGAACAGUGCAUCUUACCUGUACCAACUACAGUUACCACUUCUGUAUAAACAAAUUCAAGUCAUAUGUCACAGGUAACAUGGUGCAAUUUUUUAGGAACAUUCAACAUCUAUUUAAAUCUGCUACAUAUAUAUCUGAUUAAAUUAAUUCAAACUAAAAGUCAUGUGUUGGGGACUGUGAUACUUGGCCCUUUCUUAGCUGUUUUUAUAUUGAUUAUAUUACUUCACUUUGACAUUUUAAAGCAUAAAGUCUCCUUUAUUUCCAUAUUUAUUUUCAUUGUAACAUCAUUACUUAUAGUGAGAUGCCAGAAGCAGCUUAAGAGGACAAAAAAUUGGACAGUAAUGGCCAUAAUUGAGCAUCUUUUGUGCAACUAAAGAAGUAAGAAUUUGAUAAAAUGUAAUGAAAUUUGUGACUGUAGCUAAAUAUUCAUGAUGCUGAUUUAUUCUGUCUUCUAGUUCAACUGAAUAACAAGUUUUAUAUUAAGCAGUAUUAAGGAGGAAAUGUUUUUAAAGAAUUGCUAAAAGAUUAAAAAAUUAUGAACACACAG